UGUUUCCCCACGUAAAUCAUUCUAGCUUGCUCAUAAAGACAAACAGGAACCUAAAUAUAACCCCAUUCUAGGAUCCCUGUUGAUAGAUAGCUAGCCUAUAAUCUCUGGAACAUUAGAACAUUGCUACCAUAUUAUAUACACCUAAAACUUUGGUUUAGGGAGAGAUAUGAAAAACCGUAUGGAAAGAUUAGUGGUUCUUCCAUUCUCUUUCAGAUGUGCUUCUCAUUCAAGUGUGGAAUUAGGUGCACCCAAAGGAACAAAAGCAGAUUCAAAAGGCCAUGUUGUUUCAAGAAGACAAGAAGGGCAAGAUAGAUCAAUCAUCACAACCAAGAUGAAGAGGGGUUCUGGGUUUCUGGUUCUACCAAAGCCUAAUGUAGCUGCUGGCAUACAGAGAUUAAUCAAGGGCUUCAAGAAUUUUUCUCAAUUAUUUUUUUACAAAGAGGAUGUGGAGGAAAUGGAACCUGAGAUGGAAAUUGGGUAUCCAACAGAUGUGAAGCAUGUGACACAUAUUGGAAUUGAUGGGUCAACCAUUACAAAUAAUGUCAAGGGUUGGGACAAUGUCAAAGCACCUGAAUUAUUGUCUCUGUCUCCAAUUUCCUUCAAGCAAUUUGAAUUGGCCAUGGCUACCCAAGCUAAUUAUCCUCUCAUUAAUGAUCCUAAUUCCUCAAAAUGUGAUUAAUACACACUUAUGGGAAUGUUGCCCCUCCCAAGCCCCUUCUUCUAAUUGUAGAUUAAUGAUGAUGAUUGAUGACCAUGUAUCUAGGAGUUCAUAUACUAGUGCACAAAUUCAAAAUUCAUGAAUGUUUGUAAUCUCUUUCACUCUGUUUUGCUCGGUUCUUGAGAUUGCUUAAGCUUCAUUACACUUGUUAA
This is a messenger RNA of Cajanus cajan (pigeon pea), 870 nucleotides long. RefSeq names its product CRIB domain-containing protein RIC4. Lineage: Eukaryota; Viridiplantae; Streptophyta; Magnoliopsida; Fabales; Fabaceae. The record is from RefSeq and is a predicted model, not a curated record.